CAACAACAGUGCGUGAUAUUUUGCUAAAUAAAAUCAAAAGUAUCAACGAAAUGUUCCUAAAUCGAUUAGUAUUCUUCUUCGUUUGUCACCACUUGUGGGACUUUGUUUUCUCGGAACAGAGUCCGAAUUACUUCCUCUCUGAGGCCAAGAGUGUACCUCGUAUCGGCAGAAGCAACAAGGGCAGUUCAGACUUCGAGAAGUUCUUUUUGAAGGCAUCCAAGUCAGUUCCCAGAAUUGGAAGGCGAAAUGAGAAUCCGUAUCUACAAGAAGAGGGAUCAGACAAAGACCUUAGCCAAAAAAUCAGAUAUCCUACAUGGUCAGAAAUUGCAGAGCGAUAUGAGUACGAUCCAGAGCUGUUUCAGAAUCCAUUGAAUUUAAUGAAGCUCGAAGAAGAUAUGGGUGAUGAUCCUUCGGUCUACAACUGGGAGAAAGUGAGACUCAAAAGGAAGACACCUUCACUGCUAGGAUUGAAGGGGAAAAGGGGACUUAGGAAAUAAACAAGUCAGAUUUAUUCAUACGAUUUGUAAUUUAUUUAAUAAUGUUAAGGGCAUCCCUGGGACAUAUCGAAGGCGUCAUAUCACAGAAGUAUAUGUCCAACGAUAAUAACGGACUAUACUGACCAUCGUCUUUACUACUAGUUGAUAUAAAAAUAUUUAUUAUACUUAUUUAUUCUUGGUGAUAUACCUGUAUAAUAUGUGCAA
Messenger RNA from Acanthoscelides obtectus, 701 nucleotides. Lineage: Eukaryota; Metazoa; Arthropoda; Insecta; Coleoptera; Chrysomelidae. The record is from the annotation of a GenBank genome assembly.